Messenger RNA from Medioppia subpectinata, 855 nucleotides. NCBI's taxonomy places the organism in Eukaryota, Metazoa, Arthropoda, Arachnida, Sarcoptiformes, Oppiidae. The record is from the annotation of a GenBank genome assembly.
UCGCCGGUUAAACAGCCGCCAGCGGCCAAACAAACGCCCAUAAAUAAAACGGCCAGAAAGUCGACGCAAAAUACGGUCGCAGCGGUGGUGAACAAGAAGUCGACCGCAACUAAUAGCACCGCCGCCGCAACGGCUGCGCCCACUCGUCGAUUGACCAGACAUUCGGCCAAUAAUAGCGGCGCUGUGGCCGUGGCGUCGCCACCGGCCAAGUCGUCAACAGCGGUGGUGUCGCCAAAGAAGCCCACAAAGAAGUCGCCAAAGACUACGGCCAAUGGCCGCUCGCAAGCGGCGAUUGCGGCGGCCGUAGCGGCGACCAACGCGGCCGAAGCCGCCGCUCUGUUAAAACAGUCGGCCGCCGGUAAGAGUAAGGCUCAACAGCCGGCGCCGCAGCCGGUGGUGGCCCACAAGCGGUCGCCAUCUUCGCCGGUGCCGCCGUCGAUGUUCACCGCCUCCGCCACUACUGGCGGUCCCAGCGGUGGUGUAGCCAACGCCAGCCUCGUUCGGGCCACGAAGAGUCAGCCAAAGCCGCCCGCAGUUAAGGCCGACGCUCGGACCACCGCCGCGGCUGUCGUCGCCCCUCAGAAGACAAGCGCAAAAGCGAUUAGUAAUUCUGCGGUCAAACCGGCGGCUAAAGCACCGCAACCGCAAAGAGGAGCUAAACGUAAACUGCCGGCCACUGGCGUUGAGCUCAAACCCGAUCGGCCGCAAGCAGAGCGGCCACAGACCAAACGCCAACGGAACAGCUCGGCCUCCAGUUCCCCACCGGCGGCGACGGCGGCCACAGCUAUAGAGAAUGGCCAACAGAGGGCCAGCAAACGGGUGCGACUACAGUACCAGCCGUUUCAGUCGCCGGAA